Messenger RNA from Cataglyphis hispanica, 2629 nucleotides. RefSeq names its product UDP-glucose 6-dehydrogenase (gene sgl). NCBI's taxonomy places the organism in Eukaryota, Metazoa, Arthropoda, Insecta, Hymenoptera, Formicidae. Gene Ontology annotation, biological process: glycosaminoglycan biosynthetic process. Gene Ontology annotation, cellular component: cytosol; nucleus. Gene Ontology annotation, molecular function: UDP-glucose 6-dehydrogenase activity; NAD binding. The record is from RefSeq and is a predicted model, not a curated record. The transcript has 6 exons. Bases 311 to 1753 code for a protein of 480 amino acids.
AACGGUGCGACCUCGAUGUAGCUAGUAGUUUCGACGUUUAUUACCUCAACCAGUGUCUCAAAAUGACGGAUGUACAGUGUUUAAAGAGUCCAGAAUGUAAAAAGUAUGUGCGAUACGAAUUGACAUCGCCGCAUCGCAGUAUCCUGUUAUAAAUGAAAUUGUUUUUUCCUUGUGGAAACUACGUGCUCCGUUCUGUUCGUGAUAAACUAUAGCUCACAAUCUUUGCGCUCGCUUUCAUGUCACAUCUUCUCAUCUGGUCAUCGAAGAAUUCUCUCUUUUAAUCAAGCAAAUUAUAUUAUAGCUGAUCAAAAUGACAAGAAUUCGAAAAAUUUGCUGCAUCGGAGCCGGCUAUGUAGGCGGACCCACAUGUAGUGUUAUUGCAUUGAAAUGCCCGGAAAUUCAAGUAACCGUCGUCGAUAAAAGUAAGGAGAGAAUAGCGCAAUGGAAUUCGCAAAAGUUGCCGAUAUAUGAGCCAGGCUUGGACGAAGUUGUGCACAAAUGUCGUGGAAAAAAUUUGUUCUUUUCCACCGAUAUCGACACAGCUAUUAAAGAGGCUGAUCUCAUAUUCAUCUCAGUGAACACGCCAACAAAAACCUUUGGCAACGGUAAAGGAAGAGCGGCGGACUUGAAAUACGUGGAGAGUGCUGCAAGAAUGAUCGCAGAAAUCGCGACGGGAGACAAAAUUGUCGUUGAGAAGAGUACUGUGCCAGUACGAGCAGCCGAGAGUAUCAUGAAUAUCUUGCGCGCCAAUCACAAACCAGGCGUUUCUUAUCAGAUUCUUUCGAAUCCAGAAUUUUUGGCCGAAGGAACCGCUAUAGAAGAUUUGGUAAACGCGGAUCGAGUGUUGAUCGGUGGAGAAGACUCGCCAGAAGGACAAGUAGCCAUUGAAGAACUUUGCAAAGUUUAUGAACAUUGGAUUCCAAGAGAAAACAUUCUAACAACUAAUACAUGGAGUUCCGAACUAUCGAAGUUGGCUGCAAACGCUUUUCUGGCACAACGAAUAUCCAGCAUAAAUUCAUUGUCGGCCGUAUGCGAAGCCACGGGUGCCGAUGUGUCCGAAGUUGCUCGAGCAGUUGGACUUGAUUCACGAAUCGGUUCCAAGUUCCUUCACGCAUCGGUCGGUUUCGGCGGUUCCUGCUUUCAAAAAGACAUUCUAAAUCUGGUGUAUAUUUGCGAGUGUCUAAAUUUGCCUGAAGUGGCGGCAUAUUGGCAACAGGUGAUUGAUAUGAACGAGUAUCAGAAGUCAAGGUUUUCUGCGAAGGUUAUAGAAUCUCUCUUCAAUACCGUGACGGAUAAAAGGAUUGCCAUGCUAGGCUUCGCCUUCAAGAAAAAUACAGGAGACACGCGUGAAUCACCAGCGAUUCACGUCGCCAAGACGUUGCUGGACGAAGGCGCCGUUCUUCAUAUUUACGAUCCCAAGGUCGAAGAAACUCAAAUCAUUCAAGACUUGACUCAUCCGAAUAUAACGAGCAAUCCCGAAGAUAUUAAAAAUCGAAUCAGUAUUUAUAAGAAUGCUUAUAGUGCUACAAAAAAUACACAUGCGAUAGUUUUGUGCACCGAAUGGGACGAAUUUAUUGAGCUGAACUAUACACAAAUUUAUGCAGGCAUGAUGAAACCAGCAUACAUUUUUGACGGAAGGAAGAUUUUAAAUCACGAUCGAUUGCAAAAAAUCGGUUUUGUUGUUCAGACUAUUGGUAAAAAACUCACGAGAUCCGCGAUUUCGAGAGCGUGGGGUAGUCAGACGCAAAUUUAAAAAAAAAAAAAAUAGACCACUUUAUAAGCAAUAUUUCCAAUUUGAUACAUAAUAUUUACAAUUACAAGAAUCUUGUUGAGUUAAUCUAGAUAUAUGAAUGCAUUUAUAAAAUAUAAGAUAUAGGAUCUAACUAUUUUGAUGUGUACGUUUAUUUUUUGAUGAACGUAUAAAGAAUUGACUGAGCAGCGCAAUAUAACAUGCGAUUUUACAUAUGACAUUUAUUUUAUGUUAAUAUGUAAGUUUGGAUCAAUUUCUUAUAACUGAUAUAGGCGGCUAGAAAAAGGAAGUCACGAGAUGAAUUAUGUUUUUUUAAAAAUGUAUUUUAUAAAAGAUACUGGAAAAAAUGUUUUAUCAUCUAUUUUUAUUUAUUAUGAGUAUUUUUUAAUCUUUUAUGGGAUUAAACUUUCUCCAUAAGAUCAGAUCCGCCUCUGUUAUUGUUAUUUGAAAUAACGCUGCAUAUAACUUUUAUAUUAAAACACUUAGAGACAAAUUAUUGAAAAAAAAAAAUAUUGCAUUUUUUAUCAUGUACAUAAAUUUAGUUAAUUUGAUCAUAUACUACUAAUAAUAUGUAUGAAAGUUUUAUGUUAUCUUUCUAAGCAGAGAUGAUCAUUCAGAUAAUUCUAGACACAUUAAUAUCGGCCAGCAGUCUUGGCAAAUGGUAGAAGACAGAGCUUGUUUAUAUUAUCUAUUAUAUAAAUAUUAUGGGGUUAAUCUUUCUCGCGCGCGCACAACUCUGAAUUAUCUGUUAUCUGUAUAAAUAUUAUAAGAUAAUCUCAUAUAUAACUCUCCCUUGUCUCAACAUAUAUCGGCAAUGCUGCUAAAUAAAAAAAAAUUGUCAUAAAAUAAAUUUUUAUUGGAUUUUAUUACUGUCAUGAA